Messenger RNA from Drosophila novamexicana, 1553 nucleotides. It is a transcript of the gene eIF4B, whose product is annotated as eukaryotic translation initiation factor 4B. The record is from RefSeq and is a predicted model, not a curated record. Lineage: Eukaryota; Metazoa; Arthropoda; Insecta; Diptera; Drosophilidae. The transcript is spliced from 5 exons. The coding region runs from base 72 to 1484 and encodes 470 amino acids. Gene Ontology annotation, molecular function: RNA binding.
GAUAUGUGUCUGUAGAUAGCUACUCAUAUUACUUCUCUUCAAAAUUAAAUUUGUUUGGAUUUUUCAUCAAGAUGGCUUCUGCAGGCAAGAAAGGGAAAAAGAAUAAAGGCACUGUUAUUUCUUUGCAAUCAUUUCUCUCCAAUGGUGAUGCACCGGCUGGAACUACACAAGUUUCAAAAAAGGUUCGAAAUUUAGAUGGUGAUGAGAGUGAUGACGGAAGCCACGCGUUACCUUUAGUUUAUCAGCUACCCACCGCACCUAGAGCGAAUCGAAUAUUUGAUGAUGAUUCUAUUCCUCAUAAGCCACCCUUUAUAGCGUAUAUUAACAAUUUACCAUUUGAUGCCAGUGAGGAUGAUAUAUACGAUUUCUUUGGGCCCAUUAAUCUAGCUUCAUUAAGGCUGCCUCGGGACGAUGGUGAAACUGGUCGGUCUAGAGGAUUUGGCUAUGUAGAAUUGGAAAAUAGGGACGACUUAAUAAACGUGCUUAGUUUACCGGAUCCGUCAAUUAAAGGGCGUCGCAUUCGCAUUGAACUGUCCAAUGAAAAUGAUCAACAAAACCGCCAAAAAGGUAAUCGCCGAUUUGAAGGCUUUGGAAAUUCAAGUGAAAAUCGGGAUUCUGUAAAUUGGAGACGAGAUAGUCAAAACAAUGGAAGUAGUUUCGGUGGAUAUUCUGGAACUUUCGAUCGCAGUUUUAAUCGUGAACGGAAAUCCUUGACUGAAAGAGAAGAUAACAAUGCUCCUGGUUCAUGGCGAACUAAUAGCAGGCAGCCAUCCACAGACUUUUCGCCUCCACGAAGAGACCGUGAUCAAGCAUCUGAGAAAUAUCGCAUCAGAAACGAUUCUAAUGUAAAAGAGGAUGCUGCAGCUUCUGAGGAAAGGCCAAAGUUAAAUUUAAAACCUCGAACGCUACCAUUACCGGAAAUAGUAACUAAACCAGAUAACGAACAUGCUAAUGAAAUCGAUACAAAAGUCAAUGUUAAGCAAAGUGGUACACCUUUAAAUGUAUUUGGAUCGGCUAAACCAGUAGAUACCGCCACAAGAGAACUAGAGAUCGAAGAACGUUUAGCAGAAACUCGACGACAAGAGCAAGUUCGUUGUGACGAAGAGGUUAUUAAUGGAAAGCUGUCGGAAGUUCAACUUGACAAAAAUGAUAGUGACAAUGCCAAUGCAGGAACUAUUAGCUGGCGCCGUACUCAGGAAUUUUCUGCAAAUGAUGAUACAAAAGCUAGUCCAGGCGUACAGGGUGAACGACGUCGUGAAGAUCCAGAUUAUAAUAGAUUGAAUAAAUCACGGGACCGAAAUGAUAGAUUUGAGAAUGCUAGAGAAAAAACUCAGAACCACGAAGGAAAAAUUAAAGAGGAAAAUAAAUAUAAACGAGAUCCUCGAAAUGAUCGUCUUCAGCCUAAGAAUGCACCUCUGCAGGGUGAACCAGUUUUGCAGUCUUCCAACAAAUAUUCUGGACUUGACGAUGAAUCAUCCGAAUAAAAUCUAUUUCUUUCUUUGUAAUAAAUGAUUAAAUGGAAAUAAUUAACAAACACAUUUUACAAGUAAAAA